Molecule: messenger RNA, 1046 nt
Organism: Hibiscus syriacus
Lineage: Eukaryota; Viridiplantae; Streptophyta; Magnoliopsida; Malvales; Malvaceae
Product: triosephosphate isomerase, chloroplastic-like
Exons: 9
Coding region: 65-988 (307 amino acids)
Biological process (GO): glycerol catabolic process; gluconeogenesis; glycolytic process
Cellular component (GO): cytosol
Molecular function (GO): triose-phosphate isomerase activity
Source: RefSeq, a predicted model, not a curated record
UCUCGCCUCACCUCAGCUCACCUCACCUACCCAGCAAACACUGAAGCCAAGAAACAGAUAGAUAAUGGAAAUGGUAGCAACUUCUUGCCCUCAGUUCGGUGGACUUCGCCGCUCAUGCCCCACCUUACACACUCCACGAUCUCUGUCUUUCGUUCAACACAUCAACUCUCAACUCCGUCUCUCCUCUUCUCGCAAGCCUUGCCGAGCUGUUGUUGCCAUGGCUGGCUCUGGGAAGUUCUUUGUUGGGGGUAACUGGAAAUGUAAUGGAACAAAAGAGUCUAUCACAAAGCUUGUUUCUGACCUGAACGGUGCAAAGUUGGAGAGUGAUGUUGAUGUGGUUGUGUCACCCCCCUUUGUCUACCUUGAUAUGGUGAGUUCUUCAUUAACUGACCGGAUUGAGAUAUCUGCUCAGAACUCUUGGAUUGGAAAAGGUGGGGCUUUCACUGGAGAAAUCAGUGUGGAACAAUUGAAAGAUAUUGGCUGCAAAUGGGUCAUUCAUGGGCAUUCUGAACGCAGACAUAUUAUUGGUGAAGAUGAUCAGUUUAUAGGAAAGAAAGCUGCUUAUGCUCUGAAUGAGGGUCUUGGAGUGAUAGCGUGUAUCGGUGAAUUACUAGAAGAAAGAGAAGCAGGGAAAACUUUUGAUGUAUGCUUCCGGCAACUAAAGGCUUUUGCUGAUGUUGUACCAAGUUGGGACAAUGUAGUUAUUGCUUACGAGCCGGUAUGGGCCAUUGGGACCGGUAAAGUGGCUACUCCCCAGCAAGCUCAGGAGGUACAUGCAGCUGUUCGCGAUUGGCUUAAAAAGAAUGUUUCCGAGGAAGUGGCAUCUAAAACACGCAUCAUAUAUGGAGGGUCCGUGAAUGGAAGCAAUUGCAGUGAGCUUGCAAAGCAACAAGAUAUUGAUGGAUUUCUUGUUGGUGGUGCUUCUUUGAAGGGGGCGGAGUUUGCUACAAUUGUCAACUCUGUAACAUCCAAAAAGGUUGCUGCUUAAAUAUAUACAAAGAGAAGCUGAUUGAGGCUGGCGAUUUGAUUGAGUUGCAAUCCCCCUA